AUGAAUGGAAUACUAGCACGAGUUGAAAACAUUGAAAGAAUCCAAGAGAAACUUGUAGAGAUUCAACGAGAAAUGUUUAAAGAAACAAAAAUGUUCCAAGUUGAGUCCAGGGAACAGAUGUCUAAGAUAAUGAAUAUGAUGGUUACUAUACUAUAUGGGGAGAAAAUGUUAGAAGACCCUAUUGAGCAGGAAAGGAUAAAAGCCAUGGAAGAAAAUGUGAAUGGAAAUACUACGAUAAUGAAUGACCAAGAACCUGUUAGGGAAUUUAGAAAUCUAACUCAGCUUCAAGGAUUGGGAAAUAUGACAGAGGACAUGGAAAUUGAAUUUAGUUCAAAGAAAAGAAACAUGAAAGAGGACCAAUUCCCAUUAAAAAAGGCUAAAAAUUCAGGGAAGGAAAAGAUGAUGAUGAAAUUUGACCAAAAAGUUACUCAGGAGAAAGUAGAGAUUUUUGAAUCUGAAGCAAACUUUUGCCAUGAGUAUCCUAUUUUAGUUGUCAAUUUUUAUGUUCCUUGGUGCUACUGGAGUACUCGCCUGAAACCGUCAUGGGAGAAAACUGCCAGCAUAAUAAAGGAGAGAUAUGAUCCAGAAUCAGAUGGGCGUAUUCUUUUGGCCAAGGUUGAUUGCACUGUAGAAGCUGACUUGUGUAAGAGGCACCAUAUUCAAGGGUAUCCAUCCAUUCGUAUUUUUCGUAAAGGCAGUGAUCUGAGGGAGGAUCAUGGACAUCAUGAACAUGAAUCUUAUUAUGGAGAUCGUGAUACGGAAACUCUGGUUAAGGCGAUGGAAGAUUUGGCUGCUUCUGUCCCACAGGAGAAUCAAAGGCUGGCUUUAGAGGAUAAAUCCAAUCUAACUAAACUACCAGCACCAUUGACUGGAGGAUGCAGAAUUGAAGGAUACGUGCGUGUAAAUAAGGUUCCUGGCAACCUUAUCAUCUCUGCUCGUUCACGCAUCCAUUCUUUUGAUUCUUCUAAAAUGAACAUGUCUCAUGUCAUAAGCCAUCUUUCGUUUGGUAAAACAAUUUCGCCUUGGUUACUGAGUGACGCAAAGCGAUUAAUGCCUCAUCUUGGUAGAAGCCAUGACAGGUUGAAUGGUCAGUCAUUUAUUAAUCAUCGGGAAUUAGAUGAAAAUUUUAUUGUGGAGCAUUACCUUCAAAUAGUCAAAACAGAGGUGGUCACAAGAAAAUCAUCUCGGCAGCAUAAGUUGAUACAGGAAUACGAGUACACCGCACACAGUAGUCUAUCACAGAGCAUUUACAUACCUGUUGUGAAAUUUCAUUUCAAGUUAUCUCCAAUGCAGGUUUUGAUAACGGAAGACCCAAAAUCGUUUUCUCACUUCCUCACUAAUGUGUGCGCUAUAAUAGGAGGUGUUUUCACGGUAGCUGGGAUUUUGGAUUCAAUAUUCCACAAUACAAUUAGGCUGAUGAAAAAGGUAGAAAUAGGCAAAAACUUUUGAUAGAGAAAACAAGGAAAUGUUAUU
Messenger RNA from Hibiscus syriacus, 1473 nucleotides. Its product is annotated as protein disulfide-isomerase 5-3-like. The transcript has 14 exons. Lineage: Eukaryota; Viridiplantae; Streptophyta; Magnoliopsida; Malvales; Malvaceae. The record is from RefSeq and is a predicted model, not a curated record. Bases 1 to 1449 code for a protein of 482 amino acids. Gene Ontology annotation, cellular component: endoplasmic reticulum; COPII-coated ER to Golgi transport vesicle.